This is a messenger RNA of Cebus imitator (Panamanian white-faced capuchin), 1801 nucleotides long. RefSeq names its product zinc finger protein 565 (gene ZNF565). The transcript is spliced from 5 exons. The record is from RefSeq and is a predicted model, not a curated record. Bases 155 to 1654 code for a protein of 499 amino acids. Lineage: Eukaryota; Metazoa; Chordata; Mammalia; Primates; Cebidae. Gene Ontology annotation, biological process: regulation of DNA-templated transcription.
CCACAGCGGCCUGACGUUACGUCGUUCUUGACGUCGUGGCGAGCUCGUUAACUCCGCAAGGACCCGGACGCGACCAGGGGAGGCAGAAGGACUCUGUACUUGUCCAAGAGAAGAAUCCAGAGAAAUCAGAGCAGGUCAAAUAGUUAUAAAAGCCAUGGCUCAGGGAUUGGUGACAUUCAGAGAUGUGGCCAUAGAGUUCUCUCUGGAAGAAUGGAAGUGCCUGGAACCUGCUCAGAGGGACCUGUACAGGGAGGUGACUCUGGAGAACUUUGGUCACUUGGUAUCGCUAGGACUCUCCAUUCCUAAGCCUGAUGUCAUCUCCUUACUGGAGCAAGGGAAAGAGCCCUGGAUGAUUGCAAAUGAUGUGACAGGACCAUGGUGCCCAGACUUGGAGUCCAGGUGUGAGAAAUUUCUACAAAAAGGUAUUUUUGAAGUCAAGGCAUUCAACUGGGAGAUCAUGGAAAGCCUUAAAUGCUGUGACCUGGAGGGCUCCGAUUUUAGAGAUGACUGGGAAUGCGAAGGCCAGUUUGAGAGGCAAGUCAGUGAGGAGUACUAUUUUAAGCAAGUGAAUGUCACCUAUGGACAUAUGCCCGCGUUCCAGCAUCACACAUCUCACACUGUGCGUCAGAGCAGUGAGACUGGUGAGAAACUGAUUGAAUGUCCUGAAUGUGGGAAAGCGUUUAGCCGUGGCUCACACCUUAUUCAACAUCAGAAGACUCACACUGGGGAAAAACCCUUCGGAUGUAAGGAAUGUGGGAAGGCCUUCAGCCGUGCCUCACACCUCGUGCAGCACCAGAGAAUUCACACGGGUGAGAAACCCUAUGAAUGUAAGGACUGUGGGAAGGCCUUUGGUCGUACAUCAGAACUUACUCUACAUCAGCGACUUCAUACUGGUGUCAAACCUUACGAAUGUAAAGAAUGCGGAAAGAGCUUUAGGCAGCAUUCACAGCUGAUUCUGCAUCAAAGGACUCACACAGGCGAGAAGCCCUACGUAUGUAAAGACUGUGGCAAGGCUUUCAUUCGUGGCUCACAGCUUACUGUGCAUCGGAGAAUCCACACGGGUGCCAGACCCUAUGAGUGUAAAGAAUGUGGGAAAGCCUUCAGGCAGCAUUCACAGCUGACUGUACACCAGCGAAUCCACACUGGGGAGAAACCCUACGAGUGUAAGGAAUGCGGAAAGGGCUUUAUUCACAGCUCAGAAGUUACUCGACAUCAAAGAAUUCAUUCUGGGGAGAAACCCUACGAGUGUAAGGAAUGCGGGAAGGCCUUUAGACAGCACGCACAGCUUACACGACAUCAGAGAGUCCAUACUGGUGACAGACCCUAUGAAUGUAAGGACUGUGGGAAGGCAUUUAGUCGGAGUUCAUACCUCAUUCAGCAUCAAAGGAUCCACACCGGUGACAAACCCUACGAAUGUAAGGAAUGUGGGAAGGCCUUUAUUCGUGUUUCACAGCUAACUCAUCAUCAGCGAAUUCACACUUGUGAGAAACCCUAUGAAUGCAGGGAAUGCGGAAUGGCCUUUAUUCGUAGUUCACAACUUACUGAACAUCAGAGAAUUCAUCCUGGUAUCAAACCUUACGAAUGUAGAGAGUGUGGGCAGGCAUUUAUUCUCGGCUCACAACUCAUUGAACACUACAGAAUUCAUACUGGUUAGAAAACCUUGAGUGUGAGGGAUAAAGAGAAGGCUUUAUGUGGACUUCACAUCUGUACUAGGUAAUUUUUGGUGUGUGUGUGUGAGAUGGAGUUUCACUAUUGUCGCCCAGGCUGGAGUGCAAUGGCACAAUCUCGGCUUACUGCAAUC